Molecule: messenger RNA, 271 nt
Organism: Polistes canadensis
Lineage: Eukaryota; Metazoa; Arthropoda; Insecta; Hymenoptera; Vespidae
Product: cytochrome P450 4c3-like
Exons: 2
Molecular function (GO): iron ion binding; monooxygenase activity; oxidoreductase activity, acting on paired donors, with incorporation or reduction of molecular oxygen
Source: RefSeq, a predicted model, not a curated record
CCAAAUCGAAAUGUUUUCGAUCCGGACAAAUUUUUACCGGAAAAUAUGAAAGGGCGACAUCCCUACUCCUACAUUCCAUUUAGUGCAGGGCCGAGAAACUGUCAAAAAUUCGCAAUGCUAGAGCUUAAGAUGUUUGUAGCAUUUAUAUUGCACAAUUUUGAGUUGGAACCGGUGGAUGAAUUAGAUGACGUUACAUUUUUUGCAGAUCUCACUUUGACCUCGUCUAAACUACUUCGAGUCAAAUUUAUACCUAUUGUAUAGAUAUUUUUUA